AUGACGACGGUUAGCAGUCGUAUUGCACCGUCUGCCGUCCGCAAAGCAAGGCAAGGUUACGUCCAAGAGGAAGACAUAAAGGAGGAGGAAGAGGACGAUGAUGACAGUAAUUCAACAGCUCAACUUCAGGGCAGCAAUGAUACUGGCACGGAUGAAGAACAUGAAGUGGGUCCUGAGCAGAAAGGAAGCUUUAGCUACCAGAAUUCUCCAGUAAGUCAUGUAUCUAAUCAGGAUGCGGAAAAUGAGUCCCUGUUAAGUGAUGCUAGUGACCAGGUGGCAGAUACUAAAAGCAUUUGCUCUAGAGAGGUGCAGGAUCUGAAAACCAAUGCCCGCCCCAAAUCUCAGAAUGAAGCACAUGAUUGCAUGGAUAAAAUGACAGCAGUCUAUGCUAACAUACUGUCAGACUCUUAUUGGACAGGCUUAGGACUGGGUCUCAAGUUGUCUAACUCUGAGAGAAGGGGCUGUGACAAUAGAAAUGGAGGUAACAAAAGUGACUUUGAUUGGCACCAAGAUGCAUUGUCAAAAAGCUUACAACAGAGUUUACCUUCCAGACCGGUCUCCAAACCAAAUCUUUUCAGUUCAGUCCAGCUGUACAGACAAAGCAGCAAAAUGUGCGGAACUGUAUUCACGGGUGCUAGCAGGUUUAGGUGCAGGCAAUGCAGUGCUGCCUAUGACACCUUGGUAGAGCUAACAGUCCACAUGAAUGAAACUGGUCAUUACCAAGAUGAUAACCGUAAAAAGGACAAGCACAGACCUACUAGCUACUCAAAGCCCCGGAAAAGGGCCUUUCAGGACAUGGACAAGGAAGAUGCACAAAAAGUUCUAAAGUGCAUGUUCUGCGGUGACUCUUUUGAUUCCCUUCAAGAUCUGAGCGUUCAUAUGAUAAAAACAAAACAUUACCAAAAAGUGCCUUUGAAGGAGCCGGUACCUACUAUUUCUUCAAAAAUGGUCACUCCAGCAAAGAAACGUGUGUUUGAUGUUAACAGACCUUGUUCCCCAGAUUCCACAACAGGAUCUUUUGCAGAUACCUUUUCUCCUCAGAAGAAUGCAAACCUGCAGUUGUCAUCUAACAACCGCUAUGGCUACCAAAAUGGAGCCAGCUACACAUGGCAGUUUGAGGCCUGUAAAUCCCAGAUUUUGAAGUGUAUGGAAUGUGGAAGUUCACAUGACACCUUGCAACAACUCACCACUCAUAUGAUGGUCACUGGUCACUUCUUGAAAGUCACAAGUUCAGCUUCAAAGAAAGGAAAACAACUAGUACUAGAUCCCUUGGCUGUGGAGAAAAUGCAGUCGCUGUCUGAAGCACCAGCCAAUGACACCCAGGUUUCAAAACAAUCCAGCAAUGCAUCUUCGGAUGGCAUAACUCCUGCAUUGGAGCUAAAGAAAGAGAGUAAAAAAGAUAAACCUGAUGAUACAAACAAAGAUGAGAAAGUGGUAAAAACUGAAGAGUAUGAAGAUACACUUCAGAAACCAUUGGAUCCUACAAUGAAAUACCAGUAUCUUAGGGAGGAAGAUUUAGAAGAUGGUUCAAAAGGUGGUGGGGAUAUUUUAAAGUCUUUGGAAAACACUGUCACCACAGCCAUCAAUAAAGCUCAAAAUGGAGCUCCUAGCUGGAGUGCAUAUCCUAGUAUCCAUGCAGCCUAUCAGCUCUCAGAAGGAGCAAAGCCUUCCUUACCAGUGGGUUCCCAAGUACUGCAAAUCAGGCCCACAAUUACCAAUAAAUUGAGACCCAUUGCUCCGAAGUGGAAAGUUAUGCCUCUGGUUCCCAGCUCAGCAAAUGUGGCCCAGUGCACUCGAGUGAAGAAGGAAACUGAUGACAAAGAAGUCAUACAAAAGGACUACACUAAAGAGGGCAUCCAAGCUGAAGCUGCUCCACUCUGUCAGAAUGAAGGGGGAUCUCUCCCCAAAUCUGAGGCCCCUGUAGAGCCAAAAAAGACAGAGGCAUGUCCCUUGAAGGAGGAGGAUAAACCAAAAGAAGAUGGUGAGAAAGAAAAAACAAAACCCAAGGAGUCAAUAGCAGCUUCUCUCAGCAAUGGUUGUGUUGCCACAAACCAUUCUUCUGACUUGCCUUGUGUGAAUCCACUUAGUGCCCUGCAAUCUGUAUUGAAUAAUCACUUGGGCAAAGCCACUGAGCCUUUACGGCCCCAGUCCAACUCCAGCCCCAGCUCGAGCACAAUUUCUAUGUUCCACAAACCUAACUUAAAUAGGCUGGAGAAACCAGUUUUAUCUCCUGCUCCAACCCCACCAAAGCCUGCAAGCAUUUCCAGGCGUUAUUUGUUUGAAAACAAUGAUCAACCUAUAGAUCUGACCAAAUCCAAAAGCAAGAAAGCUGAGUCAGCUCAAGCACAGUCUUGUACUUCCCCACCUCAGAAACAUGCUCUGUCUGACAUUGCUGACAUGGUCAAAGUGCUUCCUAAAGCUACUACACCAAAACCUGCUGUAUCGUCUAGGAUCCCAUCAAUGAAAUUGGAAAUGGAUGUCCGACGUUUCGAGGAUGUCUCAACAGAAGUCUCCACUCUGCAUAAAAGGAAGGGCAGGCAAUCAAACUGGAACCCUCAGCAUCUCCUGAUUUUGCAAGCUCAGUUUGCUUCCAGUCUUUUCCAAACAUCAGAAGGUAAAUAUUUAUUAUCAGACCUAGGCCCUCAAGAACGCAUGCAGAUUUCUAAAUUUACUGGACUGUCAAUGACCACCAUUAGCCAUUGGUUAGCGAAUGUCAAAUACCAACUUAGGAAAACUGGAGGAACAAAGUUUUUGAAAAACAUGGACAAAGGACACCCAAUCUUUUAUUGCAGUGACUGUGCAUCUCAGUUUAGAACCCCAUCUACUUAUAUUAGUCACUUAGAAUCCCAUCUAGGUUUCCAAAUGAAAGACAUGAACAGACUGGCUGUGGAACAGCAAACCAAGGUAGAACAAGAAAUCUCCAGAGUUUCAGUUCAAAGAUCACCUGAAACAAUAACUGGGGAAGAGGAUACAGACUCUAAGUUCAAAUGUAAGUUGUGUUGUCGGACAUUUGCAAGCAAACAUGCAGUAAAACUUCACCUAAGCAAAACACACAGCAAGUCACCAGAACACCAUUCACAGUUUGUAGCAGAAGUGGAUGAAGAAUAA
Emys orbicularis (European pond turtle) is the source of this 3108-nucleotide messenger RNA. It is a transcript of the gene TSHZ2, whose product is annotated as teashirt zinc finger homeobox 2. Gene Ontology annotation, cellular component: nucleus. The record is from RefSeq and is a predicted model, not a curated record. The coding region runs from base 1 to 3108 and encodes 1035 amino acids. Gene Ontology annotation, biological process: regulation of transcription by RNA polymerase II. Gene Ontology annotation, molecular function: DNA binding; DNA-binding transcription factor activity, RNA polymerase II-specific. The transcript is spliced from 2 exons. Lineage: Eukaryota; Metazoa; Chordata; Testudines; Emydidae.